AUGGCCCUUCACCAGCCCGUCCGCGUAUUUCCCUCAACACCAGGUCCUCCAACCACGACGGCCCUGUCCAUCCUGGACAACACAGUGGCUCGGUUCUCUCCAACGGGCGCCAUCUGGGUCUUCGACGCCUAUCCCCCUCUCGCUCGCGAGGCCUUCCUCUCUCAGCUUCAGGCCUCCUUCGCAAAAGCACUCUCCUCAUUCCCUCACUUUGCCGGCCAACUGCACUGGGACACGUCAACCCAGCGCUUCAACCGCGCAGCCGUCACCUACGGCUCUCCCUCCGACCCAGGCGUCGAAUACACCGUCGUCGCCUCCUCCACAAACAUCUCCAUCCCCAAGGCCACCAUCUGGGAGGGCACGUUUCCGCAAGACGCCCUCCUCGCCUCGCAGACGCCCCUCGCGCUGCACGACCUCACCACAGCCGACGGCCUGCCCGCCAUGAUCGUCCAGAUCACCCUGCUGCCCCGGGGCUACGCCGUCGCCGUCAAGCUGGCGCACCCGCUCGCCGACGCGCACACGCUGCUCCAGUUCAUGCGCCACUGGUCCGCCGCCCACGCCGCCCGCCCGCCGCCCACCACGCCCGUCUUCGCCCCGCGCCGUCUCGACGCCCACGCCAUCCACGCCGCCGGCCGUCCGACGCGCGAGAGGGACGCCGCGCUGACGGCCCAGGCGCGCGCGCUGCCGCUGCACAGGUUCGACUGGUGGGCCACCACCGCGCCCGCCUACCCGGCCUUCCUCGCGUCGACGACGGCCAACUCGAAACCCACAGCCGCGAACCUCCCCGCAGCAGCAGCAGCGGUAGCAAAAGAAGAAAUCCCGCGGACCGAUCUGCAGAUCCCACCCUGGCCGACGUGGGAUCUCCUGCGCCCCGUCAAACACGCCGUCCUGCACUUCGCCGACGCCGCCCUCGGCGCGCUGCGCGUCGACGGCGCGUCGCGGCUCGAUGCCCUGCUGGCGCACGUCUGGGCGCGCAUCGUGCGCGCGCGCGGCCUCGUGGACGAAGACGUCUUUCUCAACCUGACGCUCGGCGUGCGGGCGAGGACGGCGCCGCCCCUGGGCGACGCCUUCGUCGGGUCGCCGCUCGUGCUGGCGCACGUGGGGCGUGCUGCGCGCGAGGUCGUCGCCGGGCCGGCGGCGGUGGCGGUGGCGAUUCGCCGCUGUCUGCAGAGGUUUACGCCUGACGCCGUCGCGGCUGUGCUGCAUGAUGCCGAGGGGGAGGUCUCGCCGCAAAGGAUCUGGCAGGCCUUCUUGGGGGAGAGGCACGUUCUCGUGACGUCUUGGCUGAGGACUGGCGUGUAUGAGAUUGAGUUGUUUGGGGCGAGGCCGGCGUGGGUUCACUCUGUCAUGCCGAGGAUGGACGGGUGUGUGCAGGUGAUGGAGGGGAGGGAUGGGGGCAUGGAUGUUUCGGUGUAUCUGGAGGCGCAGGCGAUGGACAGGUUGCUGGCCGAUCGUGAGCUUGGAGUCUGA
This is a messenger RNA of Verticillium nonalfalfae, 1467 nucleotides long. RefSeq lists its product as uncharacterized. NCBI's taxonomy places the organism in Eukaryota, Fungi, Ascomycota, Sordariomycetes, Glomerellales, Plectosphaerellaceae. The coding region runs from base 1 to 1467 and encodes 488 amino acids. The record is from RefSeq and is a predicted model, not a curated record. The transcript has a single exon.